AAGAUUAUUUUUCCCCCUUAACUCGAAGCCUUCAGGUAAAAAUAAAGCGACAGCAGCAACAGGGGGAAGCAUGUAGUCUUCUUCAGGGUUAACAUCAGAAGACAAGCCAGUGCAGCUUUGGCCAAUCAGACGCGCCCCUGCCAGCUAUAAUAUAGAGCUAAAGGCAGCCUCUCGCACAGGCUCUCCAGGCUCGCUACCAUUUAAAAUCAGACUCUUUUUGUCUUUUGAUUGCUGUCUAGCGACCCAACUCCGAUGUGUUCCGUUAUCAGCGACCAGCAGCCUGCCAUUCCAGCCCCCGUCUGGGUGGGGAUCGGUGGCGAGUCCCCCGCAGCAGCCGUGGCGGGCAGGGUUCUAUAGGAAGAGAAAGGCAGGCAGCGAGCAGGCAGCGGGCGAGCCGCAGCGAGGGAGGCAGAGCAGAGCGCUCGAGAGGGCGCAGCGCACACAGCCGCGCGCCCCUGCGCGCACAGACCCGCGCGGGCCAGCUCGGGAGGCACCGGCUCCCGCGGACGAGAUGCUGCUGCUGGCGAGAUGUCUGCUGCUGGCGCUCGUCUCCUCGCUGCUGAUGUGCUCGGGGCUGGCCUGCGGGCCCGGCAGGGGGUUUGGGAAGAGGCGGCACCCCAAAAAGCUGACCCCUUUAGCCUACAAGCAGUUUAUCCCCAACGUGGCCGAGAAGACCCUCGGGGCCAGCGGCAGGUACGAAGGGAAGAUCUCGAGAAACUCAGAGCGGUUUAAGGAACUCACCCCCAAUUACAACCCCGACAUCAUAUUUAAGGAUGAAGAAAACACCGGAGCGGACCGGCUGAUGACUCAGGUAGAAACCCAGCGCCGGGGCGUGGACUGUGUUGCUUUCAAGGGGGUUGCGUGGAACCCGGCGGUCCCAGGCUCGCUCUGCUUGCUCUUUGGGCAGAAUCCUCAAUUGGAAAAGCCAGGAGAAGGCUCCGACAAAAGGCAGGGACUCCAGAGGCGCUGGCAUCGCGAUUCCGCCGUCCGCAGUCGUGCCCAUCAGGGGCUAGGUGCGCAGGCGGCUGACGGCGCGGCGCUGCUGGGGCGCAAGUGUGGGGGACGGGGGAGGGUGGCGGAGACGGAGGAGCCACCUCCGGGCCGUCGCUUCCCGACCCGAUCCCCGGGCUCGCUGGGGAGCCGACAAAGGACAGGCGCGGCCGGAGAGGCCGGCUUGAGCUGGCGGAAAGGGGAGGACAGAGGGUCCUUAUUCCUCGGCCUUGUCAUCUGCUUCCGACCACCUUAA
Galeopterus variegatus (Sunda flying lemur) is the source of this 1246-nucleotide messenger RNA. RefSeq lists its product as uncharacterized. The transcript has 3 exons. The record is from RefSeq and is a predicted model, not a curated record. Bases 512 to 1246 code for a protein of 244 amino acids. Gene Ontology annotation, biological process: regulation of gene expression; cell fate specification; oligodendrocyte differentiation. NCBI's taxonomy places the organism in Eukaryota, Metazoa, Chordata, Mammalia, Dermoptera, Cynocephalidae. Gene Ontology annotation, molecular function: calcium ion binding; patched binding.